ACAAACAACUUUUACAACAUCAAUAAUAAAUCAACCUUGUGAAAAUUAUUUUGUUUUGAAGUAAAAAAUUUCGUGUGGGGGAGUUGGCGGCAGUUGUUCUUUGACAUUGACAGACGUUAAUUAACGUCACAAAGCUAAACAAAUUAAUUUUUUCAUUAUAUAAAUACAGAUUAAUUUAUUCGAGUUUUAAUUUCAAAAACGGAAAUGUAUGUAUUCAGUCACCAUAAACAUAUGUAACCUUCAAAAUAAUGAUUGCCAAAAAUUGUCCAAAAUGUGAUCAGCAGGUACCGGUUGCAUGUAAAGCUUGUCCAUGUGGCCACUCAUUUUUUAAUUCGAGGAGAACAACGCGUGUGUUAUCUCCAGGAGCAGACAUACGAAGGCGCACCCAAAGAGUUCGCAGAGAAAAACCAAAUUAUUAUGACGCCUUAGAGUACGACAAACAAAUACGAAAGAUAAAAACGCGGAAUAGCGAAUGUGAAAACGAUGACGACGCCAGUAAAAAAGAUCCAAAUAAAAUAAAACGAAAAAAAGUAAAAAAGGAAGACGACGAGGAUGAUGACGUUAUCACUAAUCUCUCGUCAGAAAAGCAAGUACAAUGUUCGAUUAUCUUGGAAGAGUUGAAUAGGAAGAUGCAGUUAGUUACCUGGAAACCAACGUGAAGCAACAUCACAAUUGUUUAUUUUCGACUGAGCCACAUAUUAGAGUAAUUUACAAUAAUAUACUGUAUAUAGAAUGA
Zophobas morio is the source of this 736-nucleotide messenger RNA. Its product is annotated as UPF0547 protein C16orf87 homolog. Bases 249 to 659 code for a protein of 136 amino acids. The transcript is spliced from 3 exons. The record is from RefSeq and is a predicted model, not a curated record. NCBI's taxonomy places the organism in Eukaryota, Metazoa, Arthropoda, Insecta, Coleoptera, Tenebrionidae.